CGCCGUUUUCGUUUUGGAGUCGGCGUUCAUUCAUACAUGAACACAAAUUGGGCAUUUCUUUCUCGUUGAAACGAUGGACCAAUCUUCAAGAUUGUUACGGUGAAAAUCUCACAUCCGUUACGCUCUCAGGUAGGCUGAAGGCUACCACCUUUUGUACCGAAGGAGGAAACCUGUGCGAAGCCGCUACCGAACGUUGCCUUCGGUACCUCGGCGAAUAAAAACAUUCCCCAAAGCUGCCCAAAGAUUCGUCGGUAUGCAAUGGCGCCUGUAAAUAUGUCAUUUCAUGAGAGGCGUGGAGGACGGCAUGGCAGGGGAUCGGGCAGAGGGUCAGGAUCAAACAGAGGUGGACCAGGCAGGGGCAAGCGACCCUCCCACAUUCCCGAAGGCCUGAGAGGAAAGGAAAUUGGCCUUUACUUUGCUCGCAGAGGACGCGCCCGCAAAGCAUGGGCAGCUACUCACCAGAAGGUUGCCGUGUCAAUUGAUUAUCAAAGUCAGCAAGAGCUACAGCACCUCAUUCGCUGCAUUAACCUGGAAGAAGGCCCAAGCCAUGAGCGACUUGAGUCGAUCAACACAGUGGCGGUGGACUACCUGUCAAACGCCUCGUCAUCCUUUGAUCCAAAGGACGAUGUUGUCAAACUGAAAAUAGAGCGUGACACUGCCCUGGAUGAAAGGCUUCGCCAAGGCAUGCAAGCAAAGGUGCAGUCGCGGGAAUACCAAAGCAUGCUUGACUUCAGGAAGCAACUGCCUGCCUACACAAUGAGAGAGGAAAUAAUUGAAGUAAUUGAGAGAAAUCGGGUCGUGGUCAUCAGCGGUGAAACUGGAUCCGGAAAAACUACUCAGGUCCCACAGUUUAUUCUGGACUCGUACAUUGAGAAAGGCUUGGGGUCACUCUGUAAAAUCAUCUGCACUCAACCGCGCCGUAUCAGCGCAAUCUCUGUGGCAGAGCGGGUGGCAGCCGAGCGAGCAGAGCGGUGCGGUGAAUCGGCUGGCUAUCAGAUACGACUGGAAUGCAGAGCACCUCGAGAUCGUGGCUCCAUCCUCUUCUGCACCACAGGAAUCCUCUUGCAGCAGCUUCAGAGCGACCCGUACAUUCUGGCAGCGUCUCAUGUGAUACUCGACGAAGUUCACGAACGAGACCUGCAGACUGACUUUCUCAGCAUCAUCCUCAAAGACUUGCUCGCCGUGAGGCCUGACCUGCGCGUGAUUCUCAUGAGCGCCACAAUCAACGCAGAUCUAUUCUCUGAAUAUUUUGGUAACUGCCCACGGUUAGAAAUACCAGGCAUCGCUUUUCCUGUGGACGUCAUCUACCUCGAAGAUAUUCUUGAACACACUGGGUACCGAGGGAACAGCUUGUUUGAUGGCACUAGUGCUGUUCGAAGGAAAGACAGAAGAAAGUUUGAGGACUCAAUUGAAGAUGUCAUGCCAUUUAUUAGGAGCCUCGAAGGAAAGUAUUCAAACAAAACCUUGGGCACCUUAUCAGAAUGGAAUGAGAUGCGUAUAGACAUGGACCUGGUACAUGCAUUGAUUUCAGAGAUCUGUGCCAAGAAACCUGAAGGAGCGAUACUAGUCUUCCUACCGGGAUGGGAGCAAAUCAACGACUUGAACAAACUUCUGACAGCUGACCGAAAUCUGAAAAGUUCACUGAUAAUUCCCUUGCACUCCAUGAUGCCAACUGUCAACCAGAGACAAGUGUUUGAGAGGCCUCCAGCUGGAGUGCGUAAAAUUGUUCUGGCUACCAACAUAGCCGAAACAAGCAUCACCAUCAAUGAUGUUGUGUACGUGAUCGACUGCGGAAAAAUCAAGAUGACCAACUUCGAUGUGGACAAAAAUCUUGCUACCCUGAAUGCCGAGUGGGUGUCAAGGGCGAAUGCUCAACAGCGCAAAGGACGAGCAGGGAGAGUGCAGCCCGGCGUGUGCUACCGGCUGUACACUACCUGGAGAGAGUCUCAGCUGGAGGCCUACCAGCUGCCAGAGAUGCUCCGGACCAGGCUGGAAACACUCAUUCUGAAGAUCAAGAUACUGAAGCUCGGAAGUGCAGAAGCUUUUCUCCAAAAGGCAAUAAAUCCUCCUUCUUCUGAGGCACUGCAUCUUUCUCUUCAGUUUUUGAUUACACUGGCAACCUUGAAUGAAGAUGAAACUCUGACUCCUCUGGGCUACCACUUGGCCAAGCUGCCCUUGGAUCCUCAGACGGGCAAGAUGAUCAUCAUGGCGUCCAUCUUCUCUUGCCUCGACCCCAUCCUCACGGUGGCCGCAAGUUUGAGCUUUAAGGAUGCCUUUAUGGUGCCACUGGGAAAAGAGAAGCUUGUGGAUAAAGUAAAGAAGCAGUUCGCUGGAGACAGCAAGAGUGACCACAUAAUGCUCGUCAACGUUUUUUCUCAGUGGGAAGAAGCAGUGAAGCAUCGCAAUGGCAAUGAUUUCUGCUAUGCAAAUUUCCUUUCGUGGAACACACUCAAGAUGCUUUCGAACAUGCGACAACAGUUUGCCGAGUACCUGCAGGAGCUGAACUUCAUCAACUCAAAGAACAUCAAAGCCCGAGAGUUCAACCAAAAUUCUGACAACUUGAAAGUCUUGCAAGCUGUCAUCUGUGCUGGCCUGUACCCAAAUGUUGCUAAAGGCAUUUUUGCCAGAAGUAAAAGACUCAUGAGGUGCUCCACAAAGACCGAUGCAAAGACAUCACUACACCCAAAGUCUGUAAACGUUGGCGCAGCGGGCUUUGACACUCAGUGGUUUGUGUACUACACCAAAAUCCGAUCUACAAGGACGUACCUGCACGACAUCACUCCAGUCUAUCCCAUUCCACUGCUGCUCUUUGGAGGCUUUUUCAGGCACAGUGGCGACACCAUCACUCUUGAUGAUUGGAUCACCAUUCAUUGCGACUAUAAUCUUGCAAAGCUAGUCCAGGACUUGCGGCAGGAGUUUGAUCGCAUCCUCGAAAAGAAAAUCACUGCGCCUGGGCUGAAGGCCGGGACCAUGUCGUCCAACCAGCGACGGCUUCUUGCUGCCAUCAUCCAAGUCCUGUCACAGGAGACCACUGAUGUGCCCGAGGUGCCUGAUUCUUUUGAUGAUGAUGACACGGAUGUUCCAGGCAUUGAUGAAACCUAGCAGGUUCGAAUUGUUAAUAGGUGGCCCUUUCCUUCAACUGAGCGUAUGAUCUAAUGAUU
Molecule: messenger RNA, 3161 nt
Organism: Rhipicephalus sanguineus (brown dog tick)
Lineage: Eukaryota; Metazoa; Arthropoda; Arachnida; Ixodida; Ixodidae
Product: ATP-dependent DNA/RNA helicase DHX36
Exons: 25
Coding region: 259-3102 (947 amino acids)
Cellular component (GO): nucleus; cytoplasm; intracellular anatomical structure
Molecular function (GO): DNA helicase activity; G-quadruplex RNA binding; ATP binding
Source: RefSeq, a predicted model, not a curated record